AUGAGACCAAUGAAAUUGUGGAAUGGAACAAAGUUGAAAUUAGCAAUAAAAUCUAACAAUAAUCCAAUUAAACUUUUUACUGUUGAAGUUAAGGAUUUGGUCACAACUGAAGGCAAUUAUUAUUAUUAUUUGGUUUAUACUGUAUUCUAUAUCCUAAAAUUAUGA
Molecule: messenger RNA, 165 nt
Organism: Entrophospora sp. SA101
Lineage: Eukaryota; Fungi; Glomeromycota; Glomeromycetes; Entrophosporales; Entrophosporaceae
Source: the annotation of a GenBank genome assembly